Molecule: messenger RNA, 900 nt
Organism: Phyllotreta striolata
Lineage: Eukaryota; Metazoa; Arthropoda; Insecta; Coleoptera; Chrysomelidae
Source: the annotation of a GenBank genome assembly
AUGGGUAGAAAAAUACCAGGGCGCAAGCACAGGGGUAUUAGGGACCCCGAAAAACAAGAAGCAGUCAGAUUCGAGAAGAUAAAAAAUAAAAUCAAUGCCCCACCGAGCAACGUUGAAGCACAGGAAAUGCCGAAAACGUUGCAGAGAAUCGUAGAAUUGAAAAAUAGAGUUAAAAAUGGCGAUUUUAGCAAGAAAAAGAAAAAAUCAAACAGUAAAGAAAACAAGAAAAUAGUUAAAUCUCACGAAUUCGAAAGACUUCCAGGCGAAUCGGACAAAAAUCUCCUGCAACGUGUAAACAAACUCUGCGUAGACACCUUGAAGGAGACCGAAUUCGCAGAUAAAUACGGAGUGGAGAUCAAAAGGAAUGAGGACGGAGAAAUCGAAGGAGUGGUCAAAAAGCCCAAGGACGAACUGGAAUUGCUGAUGAAACAAGCCAGGAAGAAAGAGAAAGCCAAAGAGAAGGGAAUUAAGAAAAAGAAAAAACCAAAAACGGAUCAAGUCCCAAUUAAACUGAGUAAAUGGCAAAAAAGGAAAAAGAAAUUGAACGAAAAGGAGCAAAACAAGGAAAUGAGGAAUAUAGAUGAAUUCAAACAGUAUAAAGAUAACGUUAAAUUCGGGGAAACGGCCCAUGCACCUCCUAGUCUAGUAGCUCCUAGAAGAGUCAAGAAAACUCAAACUCCAAGGCCCGGUAACAAGAACCUCAUAUUGAAGAAAAUUCUUGGAGACGGCAAAGAAAAACCAGCCAUCGCAAAAGAAUCAAGAAAAACUAUUAAUAAAGUAAUAGAUAAAAAAUCGAAGAGGAAAGAAUUACCACAAGCAUUAAGGAUGCAGUUGGAGCGGCAGCAAAAGGAAGUCAUAACGGCAUAUAAAGAAUUAAAGGCUAAGAAAUACAACAAAUAA